UGUGACACAUUUGAAGUGAUAGGGGAAGACAUUUCGAGGCUGUUCUUCCUUUACAAUGACAAUUCCAGCCGGCGUGGCUCUUUCCUGCCUUUUUCCUGUGGUGGUCCUCCUAUGCCUUGUUUCCCAGAGUUGUUAUGGAACACAGGUCAAUCUUGGCCCACAAACUUACCCCAACCACAGCUCUAAACCAACGUCAUUACCAAGCUCCAGUCCUGAAAAACAUAGACAGAUCCUGAGCUCCAGCAAGAACCUCUUGAGCAAGUUUCAGCUGAAACCUGGACUUGACACCAUGUCUGGUCUGCCCAACAACCAUAGGGCCAAUACAAACUUUCCAUCGGCAAUCUCCCUGGCCACAUCAAGCUCAAACAGUAAACUUAAGCAACGGCAUACGCCUAAACAGAGUUCUAAUUCAAGGCAAGAAUUGGCAUACAAAACAAAUUCCUAUCAAGGGGUGAGAAAUGCCUAUCCCCAGGAAUCUUCAAAAAUCAAUUCCAAAAGCCAUCCAAAACCAAUGCUUGGGUCAAUGUCGCAGCUACAGCCCAAAGCAUUCUCCAGCUCUCAGGUAGUGACCGGGCCUAAGACCAAUCCAGAGUCAGUCCCCAAGACUAACUUAUCUUCACUGCCUAGUCCUAAUCAAACGUCUGACUCAGCUGGCACAGUUAACCCCAGCGCAUAUAACGAUGCCAGCGCAGCUUCACUAUCCAUUCCUAAAUCCCAGUACAGAUUUCCACCUUCGCAAAUAAAUCCCAAAUCUGACUCUAACAUCACCAACCCAAAUCCAAGAGCAUUCAUCAGAGGACAGAGGAAUAGGAACAAGUUGCUGGAGACAAACAAGGAUUCCAGGCAUCGACCCAAGAGAGGCUGGAUCUGGAACCAGUUCUUUGUUCUGGAGGAACACAUCGGACCUGAACCUCAGUAUGUUGGAAAGCUCCACUCCAACUCUGACAAGGGGGAUGGCUCUGUGAGCUACAUCCUGUCUGGUGAGGGGGCCGGGUCUAUCUUCCUGAUCGACGAAACAACGGGCGACAUCCAUGCAGCAAAGAGCCUGGACCGUGAGAGGAAGUCCCAGUAUGUCUUACAUGCAAAGGCCAUCGACCAGCGGACUAACCGCUCCCUGGAGGCAGAGUCAGAGUUCAUCAUCAAGGUCCAGGAUGUUAAUGACAAUCCUCCAACAUUCCCUGAUGGACCGUUUUCAGCAACUGUGUCGGAGAUGUCUGAUGUUGGAACGUCAGUUUUGCAGGUGACAGCCUCAGAUGCAGAUGACCCCAGCUAUGGGAACAGUGCCAAGAUAGUUUACAGCAUCCUGGAGGGACAGCCCUACUUCUCUGUUGACCCCAAGACAGGUAUCAUUCGUACAGCGAUGUCCAACCUGGACCGUGAGACACAGGACCACUAUGCUGUGGUGAUCCAGGCCAAAGACAUGGCGGGUUCUGUUGGAGGACUGUCUGGAUCCACUACGGUCAACAUCACCCUCACUGACGUCAACGACAACCCUCCAAAGUUUCCACAGAAGAGCUACCAGCUGUAUGUACCAGAGCUGGCUCCAGUGGGGAAGGCAGUGGGUCGGAUCCGAGCCAGUGAUGAAGAUGAAGGGCCUAAUGCUGAGAUGUCCUACAGCAUAACUAAUGCCGACGCAGCUGCCAUCUUCACCAUCAGCACUGAUGCUGACCGCAGGGAGGGAGUCAUUUCCCUCAAGCAGCAUCUGAACUACGAGAAGAGAAAAGUUCACACACUCAACAUUGAAGGCUCCAACACUCAACCAGAUUCCCACUUCUCCCACCUGGGGCCGUUUAAGGAUUCAACAUCACUGCGAGUCAUUGUCGGGGAUGUGGAUGAACCUCCUGUCUUCUCCAUGGAUUACUACAUUAUGGACAUGUAUGAAAACUCACCUGCUGGCAAUCAGGUUGGGACUGUAACUGCUGUGGAUCCUGAUAGCACCAAUAGUGCUGUAAGGUACUUCAUUGAAAACAAAGAGGAAAAGCCUUUGUAUUUCACUAUUGGGGUGGACAGUGGCAUCAUCAGGACUACUCAAGUUCUAGACCGGGAGGAGACUGCAUGGCACAACAUCACCGUGAUGGCAGCAGAGGUUGAUAACCCUCGUAUGGUGAGCCACGUCCCAGUCACCAUCCAGGUCCUGGACAUCAAUGACAACAUUCCUGCCAUCUCUGGCAGCAGCAGUGCGCUCAUAGUGUGUGAGGGCACCAAAAAUGGACAGGUGAUUCAGACUAUCCGAGCAGCAGAUCUGGACAGCUUUGCAAAUGGAAAGUUUUCCUUCUAUGUGCCUGCUGAGCUUCCUGCUAAUCCAAAUUUUACUGUUAAGGACAACAGAGAUAACACAGCCAGUAUCAUAUUUCAUCAGCGUGAGGGCUUCAGCCACAGCAGAGAGCAGGAGCUGUUCAGCCUGGUGCUUGUGGUUUCUGAUGGUGGAGAGCCUCCUCUUAGCAGCACUGCCACGCUCUCCCUCAGGGUGUGUGUGUGUCAGAGGAACACCAGGGGGAGACACAGCAACAACGUCUGUCAGGCCCAGGCCUUCCUGUCCUCAGCUGGUCUCAGCACCGGGGCAUUUGUGGCCAUAUUGCUUUGUAUUGUCAUAUUAUUAGCCAUAGUGAUGCUCUUCACCCAGCUACGAAAUAAGAAAGCCAGCAAAGAGCACUUGAUUCUCUCUGAAGAGGACAUCAGAGAAAAUGUGGUGACGUAUGAUGAUGAGGGAGGCGGAGAGGAAGACACGGAGGCCUUUGACAUCUCUGCACUCCGAAAUCCCAAAGCCUCUGAGCCUCACAGGAAGUUCAAUAAUUACUUUGGCUGCAGACCAAGUGCAUACGCAGAGGAGGAAAAAAUCGAAGAGGACGAGUUCAAGAAUGAAGAGGAGGAGACUGUGGUAAUAAGGAGGAGAAAAAGACAGGAGGUGGAUUACAGGAGCUACAGCCCGGAGUCAGAGACUGCCUGGUUUGUCAUUGAUUGCAUUCCUCGAGAGAUGAGCCAGUCAGCGCCUUCGCUUCUGCUACAUGGUCAGGACAUCAUUCAGCAGAUCAUCCAGCAGAAGGUGGCUAAAGCAGACUCUGACAGACGGGGGCCACCGUAUGACUCACUUCAAACAUAUGCCUAUGAGGGCCACGGGUCCUCGGCUGGAUCAGUCAGCUCUUUGGGCCUGACUGCCGAAGUGCCUGAACUAAACUUUGCCUUCUUAGAAGACUGGGAGCCGCAGAGGCAAACACUACAAUGA
Messenger RNA from Plectropomus leopardus (leopard coralgrouper), 3223 nucleotides. RefSeq names its product cadherin-18-like. The record is from RefSeq and is a predicted model, not a curated record. Gene Ontology annotation, cellular component: plasma membrane; adherens junction; catenin complex. Gene Ontology annotation, molecular function: cadherin binding; beta-catenin binding; calcium ion binding. NCBI's taxonomy places the organism in Eukaryota, Metazoa, Chordata, Actinopteri, Perciformes, Serranidae. Gene Ontology annotation, biological process: calcium-dependent cell-cell adhesion; cell-cell adhesion mediated by cadherin; adherens junction organization.